Molecule: messenger RNA, 408 nt
Organism: Aedes albopictus (Asian tiger mosquito)
Lineage: Eukaryota; Metazoa; Arthropoda; Insecta; Diptera; Culicidae
Exons: 2
Coding region: 1-408 (135 amino acids)
Source: RefSeq, a predicted model, not a curated record
AUGUAUCACAUGAACGUGGUGCAUGGUUCUGGUUCAUUGCCUCCGAAUCAGUUUGCACCAAACGGUGCACUGUCUCAACCCGUAGCUAUUAUACCAAGUAACCUAAUGCCACCCCAAAGGCAACAACAACAACAACAACAACAACAACAACAACAACAACAUGCAUCAAGCAAUUUUUUAGGAACACCAUUCCUACAGCACCCCACCACUGUGCACUACCUCUUCCAUCCUGUUACGGUCAAUCGAUGCAAACGUCGCGUCCAACCGGCGGCAUUUCUCACGUACCAAUCCACCUUCGUAGUCAUACUCGGCAGUGCUGAUUGUUUAAGUGUCCGUUCGGAUAAGCGCGUGCGGAAAUCUACGGCGGCAGCAAACGGUCUCUCGCAUAACGCACCACUGCCAAUAUGA